AUGCCUUACCUACCUCCGAAGAAGGCGCGAGAGCAAAAGCAGCGCCAGGUGAAUGCGUCGACCACCGCUUUAGCGCCCGAGGUCCUCGCCAAAAGGACAAGGCGCCAUCUCGAUGAGCUCGAGCAAUCGAAUUAUGCAGAGGCUAUUGGGGAGGAUGCAGGGGAGACCAGUAGCAAGUCGCGCCAUGCCAAAGGGAAAGCCCGCACGCCCAUCACCGACCAGCGCAAGGUGAAUCUCCUGGGCAGCUCGCCCGCCACGAAGAGGAAGAAGUCGACCAUGGCCGUUCGUACUGCCCUGCUCUACCCGACGAACUUCAACGCCCUCCUCGAAAAGUCGAAGAUCGAAGCGAUGCCCGGUCCCACAUAUCUCACGGCAACGGCUCCUCCUUCCCCUUACCCUCCGCGACUGAUCUGCUCCAUCUGUAGCUACUGGGGCCGAUACAAGUGCAUGAAGUGCGCGAUGCCUUACUGCGAUCGCAACUGUGCUGGCGUCCAUGACGAAACUCGCUGCGAAAAGCGCGUCUUAUGA
Messenger RNA from Schizophyllum commune H4-8, 528 nucleotides. RefSeq lists its product as uncharacterized. The transcript is spliced from 4 exons. The record is from RefSeq and is a predicted model, not a curated record. Gene Ontology annotation, cellular component: Swr1 complex. The coding region runs from base 1 to 528 and encodes 175 amino acids. Gene Ontology annotation, molecular function: nucleosome binding. Lineage: Eukaryota; Fungi; Basidiomycota; Agaricomycetes; Agaricales; Schizophyllaceae. Gene Ontology annotation, biological process: chromatin remodeling.